AAGAAGAAAAGGGUGCGGUGGCCAGGCGGGAGGAAGUGCGCGAGCUGUCGACUCUCGCUGCGCAGCCGCUUGCGGGUGGAGCACCCAGGUGAGCCCGAGAUGCUGCUGCGCUCCGAGCAGGGGCUGCUCCUUCUGCUCCUGGGGCCGCUCGGUCCUCUCUCCCAGGGCGCCCUGGCGGGACCCUGGCAGGCCAAGGACAUCGUGGAGCUGGACUUCUCCACUGAGCGGCCACUGCACCUGGUGAGUCCCGCGUUCCUGUCCUUCACCAUCGACGCCAACCUGGCCACCGACCCGCGGUUCCUCACCUUCCUGGGUUCUCCAAAGCUUCGUACUUUGGCCAGAGGUUUGUCUCCUGCAUACCUGAGAUUUGGUGGCACCAAGACAGACUUCCUAAUUUUUGAUCCCAAGAAGGAACCAACCUUUGAAGAAAGAAGUUACUGGCAAUCUCAAGUCAACCAGGAUAUUUGCAGAUCUGGAUUGCUCCUUUCUGAUGUGGAGAAAAGGUUACAGUUGGAAUGGCCCUUCCAGGAGCAGCUGCUACUCAGAGAACAAUAUCAGAAAAAGUUCAAGAGCAGCACCUACUCAAGAAGCUCAGUGGAUAUGCUGUAUAGUUUUGCAAAUUGCUCAGGACUGAACUUGAUCUUUGGUCUAAAUGCAUUACUAAGAACAGCAGAUUUGCAGUGGAAUAGUUCUAAUGCUCAGUUGCUCCUGGACUACUGCUCUUCCAAGAAUUACAACAUUUCUUGGGAACUAGGCAAUGAACCUAACAGUUUCUGGAAGAAGUCUGGGAUUUACAUUGAUGGAUUACAGUUAGGAGAAGAUUUUAUUGAGCUGCACAAACUUCUUAGAAAUUCCACUUUCAAAAAUGCAAAACUCUAUGGUCCUGAUGUGGGUCAGCCUCGAGGAAACACAGUUAAAAUGCUAAGGAGUUUCCUGAAGGCUGGUGGAGAAGUGAUUGAUUCGGUUACGUGGCAUCACUACUAUUUGAAUGGACGCAUUGCUACCGAAGAAGAUUUUCUAAACCCUGAUGUGCUGGACACUUUUAUUUUAUCCGUGCAAAAAGUUUUCCAGGUGGUUAAGGAGACCAGGCCUAGCAAGAAGGUCUGGUUAGGAGAAACGAGCUCUGCGUAUGGGGGAGGCGCACCCUUGCUGUCCAACACCUUUGCAGCUGGCUUUAUGUGGCUGGAUAAACUGGGCCUGUCAGCCCAGAUGGGCAUAGAAGUGGUGAUGAGGCAGGUUCUCUUUGGAGCUGGAAACUACCACCUAGUAGAUGAAAACUUCGAACCUUUGCCUGAUUAUUGGCUGUCUCUCCUGUUCAAAAAAUUGGUUGGCACCAGUGUGUUCAUGGCAAGUGUGAAAGGCCCAGACAGAAGCAAAGUUCGAGUGUACCUUCACUGCACAAACGCCAACCACCCAAGAUAUAAAGAAGGAGAUUUAACUCUGUAUGCCUUAAACCUCUAUAACGUCACCAAGCGCUUGCAGUUACCAUAUAACUUAUUUAACAAACAAGUGGAUAAGUACCUUGUAAAACCUUCAGGACCUGAUGGAUUACUUUCCAAAACUGUUGAACUCAAUGGUCAAACUCUGAAGAUGGUGGAUGCGCAAACACUGCCAGCUUUGACAGAAAAACCUCUCCGCCCAGGAAGUUCCCUAGGCUUGCCACCUUUCUCAUAUGGGUUUUUUGUGAUAAGAAAUGCUAAAGUGGCUGCUUGUAUAUAAAAAAGAAAAGCUGGUUCUAGGCCUGAGGUUAAAUAUUUCAAGUGUAAUUGAUAAGGGCUGGGGGUGUAGCUCAGUAGUAGCUCAGUAGAGCACUUGCCUAGCAUGCACAAGUCCCAGCACCAAAAACCAAAACAACAAACAAAAAAUCAAGUGCAUUGAUGAAUAAAGCGAAGCUCAAACUGUAGGAAGCAAGAAGAUUCAUUACAAAUCAAGUAAUUUGGAGUGGGAGCUCCAAAGACACUGGGACACUAUGCUACAUUUAGCAUAGUAUUUUGAUCGCUAAGUAGAGCACUGCUAAUAAUAAUAGCUAAUAAUACCAUGUGCCAAACACUAUAUUUAGCACACUGCAUGCACUAUUUUUAAGUUUAUUAAAAAAAUAUAGCCAGAUGUGGUGGCACACACCUAUAACUUUAGCUGUGCAGUAGGAUCACAAGUUCAAAGCCAACCUCAGCAAAAGCAAGGCAGUAAGCAACUCAGUGAGACCCUGUCUCUAAAUAAAAUUCAAAAUAGGUCUGGUGAUGUGGCUCAGUGGUCGAGUGCCUCCUGAGUUCAAUCCCUUUUAACCCCCAACCCCAAUGUAUAUGAAUGUUCCUAAUAUGGCCAAGAGGCAAAUAAGUGAAGGAUGUAUUAUUCAUUUUAAGAAAGUGUUAACUUGUUUUUAUUUUUAAAGACUGUUAAAAGAUUGUCACAUUCUUUCCUUCAUGUGCCAUCUCUGUGGGCUCCCAUGGGGAAGAGUUUCCUGCCACAACCUUGCAGUCAUCUGUAAAAUAGAAACUAUCUAUUUGCACCUUAACAAGAGAUAGAUUCAGCUGCUACUCUUUUUCUCUUCUGUUUGCCUUUGUCAGCAAUCAUUUGUGAGAGGACAGAUUGUCAGAUAUGAGUGUCAAAGUAUUGAACAAUACAGAGGUUAAGGGGUUAUGUAAACUUCCAAUGAAGUUUUAAAAUGACUGUAAAUGAGAUUGAUUUUCUAAAAGGAAAAAUUUUAGAUAACAUCCAGUACAUCAUAACCAUUUGCUAAUUUUUAUUUUUUCUCAGCUGUUUUUGUUUCAGUUGGGAGACUUUGAGCUCCAAGUAACAGAGAAACCAUGAUUCAAAUGGCUUAGAUAAUAAGGAAAUUGACAAUUCCAUACAACAGCAAGUUCAAGUAGGGAAGAGUCUGUCAGGAAUCCAGGUCCUUUCCCUCUCUCUGUUGUGCCAUCUUUAGUGUUAGCUUUGUUCCUGGGCUUAUAGCACGAUGUCUCUAGCUCCUCCAUGGAUCCAUUCAGAUCUGGUAGCAACCAGAGGAAGAAAAACAGGUUUUUUUUCUGUAAAGAGUUGAAGAACUCUUUCUCAGAGGUUCUCCCAGUAAACUUUUCCUUGUGUCUGCUAAUGUCUUAUUGGUCAGGAAUAGGUCAUGUAGCCAUUUCUCCAGUCACUGGCAAUAACCAUGAAUUGACUCUGCAUGGUCCUCUUUGCAGUGGAGAAGGUUGUAAGAGUCCACAGCACUGCACAAAAUAGUUCUGUGCUUUUUAUCAAUGGCAAAAUGUAUUAUUUCCCCCUGUAUUUUAAUCCUCUUAAGGAUUACUAUUCUUUAUAUUUAUGUCUAUGAAUGUUGCCUCAAUAAAGUUUAAGUAAAUUUAUAAAGCUAGAACUUAAAAAGUUUGGAUGCUUCAGUACUCUUAAAUUUUAUAUGUAAGUGGUUUUUAUAUUUUCACCUUUGAAAUACAGUAAUUUUUAUAAUCUUAAUAUUCUUUAAAUAAAGCUAAAGCCUACAGAUUCCUAUAUUUGAAAAUCUUGUUUUCUUCAUCAUUGUCUUUAUAACUCCUGCCUUUAUUAGUCAUUUCACAUUUCCCAACACCAAAGUACUUGACUUUGAAAAGAAGGGCCCAUCAUAUCUCAUCAUAUGUAUUUAAUCAUGAUCAAAGCCCGGUCUUGUCUCUUUUUUUAUUUUUAUUUUUUUCCACUAAUGAUUGAACCCUAGGGCUCUCUAUCACUGAGUUACAUCCCCAGUCAUUUUUAUUUUUUGUUUUGAGGCAGAGUCUUGUUUCUUUUCCUUGUCCCCUCUUCCACUUCAUAAUACAAGUGAAAAAUUAGGCCUUGAAUUUAUUCUAGGAAUUACCUAGUUAUUCACCCUGACCUAAAAUUCUUAAAUGGCUCCCUAUUUCUUACACACACAUAAGAUACUCCAUAACCUGGCACCUGCCUAUUUCUUCAGUCCUAACACUUGUCACUCUCCUCAUGAAUUCUGUUCUCCAAGCAGAUAUGAGUUGAGAAGUCUGAACCCACAUACUCUUGCAUAUUUGCUCCCAGAUCAUUUAUGCUGUUCUUUCUCUCUUCCUAACUAUUCUAAUGUCCUCUCCAGGUAGCGAACAUUCAUGUUUAUGAAGACCAGCUCAGACAUCAAUUUCAAUACCUCAGUCAUUCAGGUAGCUUUCAUUUUUCUUUGCUUUCACAGCAUUUAUGGCACUUAUGAUGCAUUUUAAUUGUAUCCAUAAGUCUGUCUCAUUUGACUUGAAGCUUACAAGAAACAGUUAUAGUAUCUUCAUCAUCUUUGCAUUUCCUGUGCUUAGCACAUUUUCCAGCACACAGUAACCAAUCAGAUGACUUCUUCAUGACAUAAAAGAGCAUUCAAGUUUGAAACGAAGCUAUGGUAUUUUGAUUUGGAAUAUUCAGGAAAAUUUAACAUUUCAAACCUAAGAAGGUGGUGUUUACUACUUCUUUAAAAUUCUUUUAAGGAUAUGUUUGUUAGCUUAUUUCUGCCCAGGGAUGACGCCAAGCCUCAUUAAAGUCUCAUAUCUAAAUCAGAGUCACCUAAAGAGCCUGAACAGCUGCAGGUGCUAUUCAUCAGAGGGCAGAGCUUCAAAACAACUGAUGAGAACUGAGAAGCCAUUUUGAGCCAUGGGGAACACUCACGGACUAUGUGGUAAUGAGACCCAAACACUAGUGCUCCAGGGGCUUUGGGUUUGUCACUGUGGAGGAAAUGCAUGCAGCCAUGAAUGCAGGACCACACAAGGUGAUGGAAGAGUUGUAAAGUCAAAGAGAGCUGUCUCAAGAUUUCCAAAGACUGGGGCCCACUUAACUGUGAAAAAGAUCUUUUUGUUGGUGGCAUUAAAGAAGACACUGAAAAACAUCACUACGAGAUUCUUUUGAACAGCUUGGUAAAAUAGAAGUUACUGAAAUCAUGACUUACCAAGGCAGCGGAAAGAAGCGGGGCUUUGCUUUAGUAACUUUUGAUGACCAUGGCUCUGUGGAUGAGAUUGUCAUUUGGAAAUACCAUACUGUGAAUGGCCACGACUGUGAAGUGAGGAAAGCCCUGUCAAAGUAAGACAUGGCUAGUGUUUCAUCUAGCCAAAGAGAUCAAAGUGGUUCUGAAAACUUUGGUGGUGGUCUUGGAGGUGGUUUUGGUGGAAAUGAUAAUUUUGGUUAUGGAGUAAACUUUAGUGGUCAUGGUAGAUAUGGUGGCAGUAGCAAUGGCUACAAUGGAUUUGGUAAAGAUGGAAGCAAUUUUGGAGGUGGUAGAAGCAACAAAGAUUUUGACAAUUACACCAGUCAUAAAAUUUUGGACCCAAGAAGGGUGGAAACUUUGGAGGCAGAAACUCUGGACCUUAUGGUGGUGGAGUCCAAUACUUUGCUAAAUUACAAAACCAACGUGGCUAUGCAGAUUCCAGCAGCAGCAGUAGCUGUAGCAGUGGCAGAAGGUUUUAAUACUGCCAGGAAACAAAGAUUAGCAAGAGAGAAGAGCCCGGUAAAUGACAGGGAACAUAUAGGUUACAACAGAUUUGUGAACUCAGCCAAGCAUAGUGAUGUCAGGGAUUCUGUGCCACAAAGAAGACAUGAGUUAGACAAUGCUCAUGUGUAUGGGCAAAAAACUCGAGGACUGUAUUUGUAACUAAUUGUAUAGCAGGUUAUUUCAGUUUCUGUUCUGUGGAAAGUGUAGUAUUCCAACAAAAGGUUUUAAUGUAGACUUCAUUUUUUUUUGCACCCAUACUGUUGAUUGCUAAAUGUAAUAGUCUAAUUAUGAUGUUGAAUAAAUGUGUCUAUUUUAAAAAUAAAAUAAGUAAAAGUUAUAAGAUUAUUGUUGAGCAAGCUA
Messenger RNA from Marmota monax (woodchuck), 5788 nucleotides. It is a transcript of the gene Hpse, whose product is annotated as heparanase. Gene Ontology annotation, cellular component: membrane; extracellular matrix. Bases 100 to 1719 code for a protein of 539 amino acids. The transcript has 12 exons. The record is from RefSeq and is a predicted model, not a curated record. Gene Ontology annotation, molecular function: hydrolase activity, acting on glycosyl bonds. NCBI's taxonomy places the organism in Eukaryota, Metazoa, Chordata, Mammalia, Rodentia, Sciuridae.